AAACCCAAUCAGACAAGUUGCAGUAAUCUGACUCCGAGAGCACUCAGUGCUGUAGUCUGAGCUAUUAGAGGGCUGCCUCCUGUGCACUCUAUCCAAGGAAGGAAUGAGUGACAGAACAGCAUCAAGGCGUUGGGGUAAGUGUGGACCUCUGUGUAAACGUGAGAGCAUCAUGGUGGCAUUCAAAGGAGUCUGGACUCAGCCUUUCUGGAAAGCUGUGGCCGCUGAGUUUUUGGCAAUGCUUAUUUUUGUUCUCCUCAGCUUGGGUUCCACCAUCAACUGGGGUGGAACAGAGAAACCUUUACCAGUAGACAUGGUCCUUAUUUCCCUCUGUUUUGGACUCAGCAUUGCAACCAUGGUCCAGUGCUUUGGACAUAUUAGUGGAGGCCAUAUCAAUCCUGCUGUCACUGUGGCCAUGGUCUGCACGAGGAAGAUCAGCCUUGCUAAAUCUGUCUUCUACAUUGCCGCUCAGUGCCUAGGUGCUAUCAUCGGGGCAGGGAUCCUCUACCUUGUCACACCUCCCAGUGUGGUAGGAGGCUUGGGAGUUACUACGGUGCAUGGAAAUCUUACAGCUGGUCAUGGGCUCCUAGUGGAGUUGAUAAUCACAUUUCAGUUGGUGUUUACUAUCUUUGCCAGCUGUGAUUCAAAACGAACUGAUGUCACUGGUUCAAUAGCUUUAGCAAUUGGAUUUUCUGUUGCAAUUGGACAUUUAUUUGCUAUCAAUUAUACUGGUGCCAGCAUGAACCCUGCCCGAUCUUUUGGACCUGCUGUUAUCAUGGGAAACUGGGAAAACCACUGGAUCUACUGGGUAGGACCAAUCAUUGGAGCUGUCCUUGCUGGUGGCCUUUACGAGUAUGUCUUCUGUCCUGAUGUAGAACUUAAACGCCGUUUUAGAGAGGCCUUCGGUAAGACUUCUCAGCAAACUAAAGGGACCUACAUGGAGGUGGAUGACAACAGAAGUCAGGUAGAAACCGAUGAUUUGAUCCUGAAACCUGGAUUAGUCCACACAAUUGACAUUGAAAGGGGGGACGAAAAGAAGGGAAAAGAUCCAUCCAGUGAAGUGUUGUCUUCAGUAUGACUAUCAAGUGGCACUGAAAGCAGAGAAGACCCCUCAGAUUUCCUUCCACCCAUUAAAGAAACAGAUUUGUUAUAAAUCAGAUACAUGCAGAUCUUCUGGUUAGUGAAGGAGGAAGCAACUUCUCAGCUGUUUUAUGUCAGAGUCCUCAGUCUCUAAAUGUUAAAUACCUCCUUCUCCCUAUCAAGAUAGGAAGGAGACCUGUAGUGGGUCCCAAAUUCUAGAAGAUAUUCCUAAGCAUACUCCCAAAUUAAAUAUACAUAAAUGUUUAUUUCUAUCCCCAUUUAUCAGCAGUCAAUAGUGAACUGAAAGUACAGAUGUUUAAGGUACAAAUUGGCAGUUGAGAACUGCCUGGAAACUGUCUAUGGACAUAUAUUUAUCAGAUUGUUCUUCUGACACAUGAUGGGCUGUUGUCAGCCCCAAUUAGACUGUUUUACUAUAUUAAGCAUUCUUUGCAGAUUUAUCAGUGGUAAUGUACAAUAAGGCACACAUUCAUUUAAACUCAGAGGUGUAAUUACUUAUGUUCCUCUACCCCCACAUGCCCACUUCAGCAGGCAAUCACUUAAAAAAAACUGCACCCCUGAAAAAUAACAUUUUAAUAGGGGUUUUUUUAAGUGAUAGUAAUUGCAAAUGGUUCUUAUUAAACUGAUAUUACACAUAUCUAUCUUUUACAUGGCAUAUGUCACUUCCCACUGAUAUUAUAGUCCAACUGAAAAGUUCAAGAUUGAAACAUUCUCAAAUAUAGUAUAUAUACAUAUACAUAUAUAUAUAUGUUGUUUUCUAUGUCCACUCUCACCAAACAUCUAACUUUUGAGGUUCACCUAUUGAAAUUUAGUCCUACCAUGAAUCCCAGGUCCAUAUGGGAAUCAGUAUGUUCCCAUACUUCAAUCUGUAAGAUCCAGGAAAUAUGAAUUCUUGUAUCAAAGGAAAAAAAGGUUAAUCUGUUUUCAAUGCACUUACUUAAAUAAACUAAGGUGUGUUAAUUUGUAUCAUCUCAACAUUAACCACACUUAUCUUUUUAAUUUAUUAGAAAAUCUGGGGUUAUUCUGUGUUUGUUUGUCAUUAAUGUUGGUUAACUAUAUUUAACCAUCAGAUAAGACAUAUUUUGAUAACAUAAACAUUACAUUAAUUGUGACUGUUAUUGUUAGAUAAAACACUACUUACCUAAGCCAUGUCCAAUACAAAAACACUAAUUGAUCCAGACUAUACUUGUUAAAGUGACCUACUCAGUCUCAUUGAUAAGAAAGUCCACCUCAUUUCUUAUUCAACUGGUGAAUAAUCAGCAUUACAAGUGUGAUAUCUUAUGGGUAAGGGAAAUUGAGAAAGAAAAGGCAUCAGGAAGAAACUGGGACCAGAUAAAAAGGAAAACAUCAGAAUGUUCUGCCUGCAAAGAUGGCCUUUCAUUUAUAGAAUUGUAGUGGAUAACCCAACAGAAGUAAAUUUAAUGGAUUUUUGUUAAACAGACUCAUUUCUUUGUUAUAAGAGUAUAUAUAAAUAGUUUCUAUUUAUUUUGCUUUUGCCUUAUUCAGUAUUGAGUUCUCUGGAAACCCCAGCUCAUAUAGUUUUAACUGUCUAGGCUUUAGUCUAAAACAAAGAGCUGCAAAUGUCAAUUUCACUGAACAAAACCCAGUAGAAGUGAAGUAAAAACCCAUCACUGCAAGGGGUAGCUUGUAAAUAGCUGAUAACCAAGAGUUCCCCUCUCCCAAGCACAGCUCCAACUGAGAAGUACUUUUUAGCGUUAAUGGCAGCUGUGUGUCUGUGGCAGUGAGAUAAUGGACCAUUAUUAAACCUGAUUCUCUUCGGUGCUAGGAAAGCCGGGAGGCUGCUUGAGAAAGGUAAUGCCAGUGCAGCCGGCUGGGUAGUGCCAAUGGCAUUUGGUGAUGGGGCCUGCCUAAGUUCCAGGCACUCUCCUUGGGAUAAGCACCAAGGGUAGAGCUCUACUUGGCCAAUAAUUCAUUUCUCCAGCUCCAAGUUACUUGCUUGGCACUGGUUUCUGUAGAGCCAAGUGUGAAAGUCACCUGAGGGCUGUGUUCGAUAGCUUUGCCAAAUGCCUGAAUACAACACCGUCAAAGGGGCUUAACAUCAGUGGUUGUGUUUUCCUAGUAUAGGUCCAACUAUCAAUUAUCAGUAGAUAAACCAGUUCAGAGAUAAACUAGGUUAACCAGCCAAAGUUAACAGAUUUUCCUGCCCCCUUUGCCAUAAAAAAGUCACUUUAUAUCAUAAUUUUCCUGAUGGCAAUAAUUUUUAGCAAUAUUCUUCCAUAUUACAUUUGUAUACACAUUUCUGUGUGCAUAAGAGAUACAACCACAGCUACUUCAUCAAAGCAGAGAAGAAGAAAAAUGGUGCAUGUUUUUAGUUUUUAAAAUAUUUCAUUUGAAGUUUGGAAACAAAAAGACUUUUAUUUUAAUAGAUGUUUUUGCUUAAUAUUUCAUAAAUAUAUGCUUUUAAGGGACUUAUUAAGGGAAAAUAUUAUAAAUGCAAGAACUAUAAAAAUGUCUUUCUUAAAUUCUAGUAUUUUAGAGGCAUGAAGCAAAUGAACACAUAAGUUGUGAGUUGGGAUGUAAUUUUUUUUUUUUUUUGCAUAUGAGGUAACAUAUUUUGUAUUUCACUCAAGGCUUUGCCAGUAAAAAGUAAUGAAAUUGUACCUUUCUAAUGACAUCUCUGCAGCAGGGGUCUAUUGCCUUGUGGAUGACACCAAAUUAUCCAUGUGUAUUAGGAGACUGAGGCUUUUUCCUUUAAUCUCUUUUUAUUAAUGAAGUGCAUAGUGCCUGUCCCAGGAGAGCACUACUGCCUGAUAUACAGAAGAGAGAUCAGAGAGGAAAAAAAAAACUAGUAAAAACACAAAGGAAUUGUGCCUGACCAUGAAAAUGAUUCCUACCUUUCUCUUUAAAGGUACAUAAUGGAAUGAAUUGUAGGCACAGAGAUGGCCCAAGCAUCCCUGAAUAGUAAAAUAAAUCUAACUAUGAAGAUCUGUUUAUUUUGUCAAAAGUUAUAGAUAGCAAAGGGAUGUUUUGGAUUUGGGUGUUUAGAGGAUGGGUGGGAAAUCAGGAUGAAAUGCCUGAUUUCAAAGAAGUAGUCAGACACUUAAAGGAAGUGUUGACUGGUAGUUCAAUAAUGGAUUACAAAAAAUAUAUAUCAAUAUUUUCUAUACUUUACAUCACUCCUGUCACUUUGCUCUGUAACCUUGAGCAAAUCACUUGCCUCCUUUUAGUAUGUGCUUCUAAGGAAUGCAUUGAAUUUCAACCGAGAUUUGAAAUAUUGGGACAAAAUGUAGAUGAAGUUUGAGAUAAAACACAGAUAAAGAAAAGUGAGUUAGUUGGGAUCAUAAAAUCUUAGAGAUCAUUUUGUCUGCUCCUCUCACUUUUCAGAUGAGGAAACUGAGGCCCAAGAUCCCACAGUUUAAAAAAAUUUUGAAAAAACCUAGAUUCACACUCAGAUCUUCUGACUCCAAACACGAUACCCUUCUUUGCUCCAUACUGAUCUUCAUUUGUUUGGAAUUUAAUUUCACCUUAUCAACUAGGAAGAGUUUCUAAACAGGCCCAGUCAGAGUAUUCUUUUCAGGCUGGGAAAACUGGCAAAAUAUCAUUAGUUAAAUUACCUUAAAAUCAGAAAAUGGAGUUUUAUAUUCAAAAGCUAAAAUAAACUUAACUUACUCCCUUUUCUUGAUAUAACAGAUCACAAUUUGAACUCUACAGACCAUAAUCCAAUUAACAUAAAAGCUACUGAAAAUUACUGUAUAUGGUAUUUUCUAAUACACAUUUUAAAACAUUUUACUGGAAAGUAAUCAUGUCUUUCCUAACUAAUUUACUGAUGAGAAGAUUAUUAGAAAAAUACAGUUAUCUUUGGGGGAGGGGGAAAAUUUAUAAGGUUUAACUCACUUCAUCUCAAAUAUAUUUUCUAGCACUUAAAUUUUCAUAUAUUAUGUAUAUAUAAAUUUAGUCAAUGUAGCAAGUCAUUCUACACCUUGAUUUUUAAAUACAUAUCAAGGUUUGAGGCAAGAAGGAUCUCUUUCAGUAAAGAAAAAAAUUAAAUUUGUAGUCUUCUUUUCCCUGUAAAGUGAUAAAAAAAAAAAGGUGCAAUGGGUCCAAUCCCUGCUGAGGGGAACCUGUCACAGAUUAGAAGGGUUGUAGAUUAUAAAGAAUUUUUGUGAGAAUCUGUCUUAUUUAAUUAGCUAAGUACCAUCUCUUCAGUUCCUUCACAUUCCCCACCAUAUUGAAAUAAAGUAGGUGGGACUAGAAAUUGCUUAUAAUUGCCCAGACAUUGUUUAUAGGAGAGGGAAAAGAUCAUUGUAAGAUAGGACCUUGCUGGAGUAUACAAUACAUAUGCCAUCUCUCCUACCAUUCCCACUUAGCUCUGUAUAACCAUUUUCCCAUCACAGAUCACCACCCUCAAAAAUGAACAAUCUACCACACCCAUCUGACACAGUACUAGUAAUGCCAUCAGACAAGACCACCUUCAUAAUGCUUAACUUCCACCACCUCAGCUGAUAUUCCAUAGCUACUGAUUUAUUGUUGUAAAUAUUCAUUAUGAACCCUAAUAAUGGUAACAACUGUUAUAUUAGUAGCCAAAUCUCCUUUGUAUUUGAUUUACUGUUACUCAGUGUUUCUCUAUUUCUUUUGGAUGACUUUUCUUCUCAGAGGUGGUAUGUGCUACCUCUCAGUUAAUGAAGAUGGAACUGAUGUUUGAAACUCAUAUUUCUUUGAAAUAAAUAAUAGAAAUUUUAUGCUAGAUCAAAAAUCCAGCAACUUUACUUUGCUAAUGUCUGGGACUUUUGAAAAAAGUACAUCAAAUAUUAUAAACUGUGCAGUGUUGGCAAGGUACAUCAAAUUUAAGCAAAAUUCAUUGUAAAAGGUAUCAAAUCAAAAGGAUGAAAAUAUACCUAAUUUGUGUAACCCACCAUCAUAUGUGUUAAGUAGCUUUUGGGAUUAAUUAAAUAAGCAAGCAAUGCAUAAAAACAAAAAAACAAGUAUUUAUCAUUUUUAUGACCCAAGUCAGAAUAAAAUUGUAAUUCACAAUAAUCUAAGGAAAAUAAACUGAACAUAUGGCUAUAUUCACAGUUAUUUAUUAAAUGAAAUGUUAAUUGUUACUAUGAUACUAGAAUUAAUGUCACAGGGCUUUAAACUACAAUUGCAUUUGGAAUAAUAUAUUAAAAAUAUGAUCAAAUUGAUUGAUUUCCACUAGUUAUACUGUAUCUCAUAACAUUAAACUUUUUGCAAAUAAACUGUUGUUUGCUUAAAAUAAAAA
Molecule: messenger RNA, 6316 nt
Organism: Sarcophilus harrisii (Tasmanian devil)
Lineage: Eukaryota; Metazoa; Chordata; Mammalia; Dasyuromorphia; Dasyuridae
Gene: AQP4
Product: aquaporin 4
Exons: 5
Coding region: 104-1075 (323 amino acids)
Biological process (GO): transmembrane transport
Cellular component (GO): basolateral plasma membrane; plasma membrane
Molecular function (GO): water channel activity
Source: RefSeq, a predicted model, not a curated record